CCUCAACACCCGUAAACCUUCAUUCAUCGACCACACGGCUCGUGGGUCAGUAUUUAGACUCUCUCAUGGUCGUUUUUUAGCACUCGCGCUGCCCACCUUCCACUUCCCUCAUUCCUCUUUUCCACCUAGACCUUUCUCAACCAGGCUCUCUGUGCUUUACCAUAUUUAUGUUAUCCAGCUGUUUGAAAAUGGUUUGGGGUUUCCCUAACUUCCAUUUCGGCCAUCUUGUUCGAAAUUCCCUCACGCUAUCCACUUAGGUACAUUAGUUGUUACCGACACUAUAGCAGGCCUUAGAUAUAGCUGCCUUCGUAAGAUCCUCGCGACGAGAAAACCCACGAAGAUGCCUGAAACUCAAAUUCGAGACGUCCAAUUUAUCGAUGGACUCCCAUACGAGAUCUUGAACGAGAUUGGCGUUCAACUUCCCGCAAAGGAUGCCCUAUCGCUCAUUCGGUGCUCCCGUAGAUGUGCAGCGAUUGUCGGAUGGAGUCUUUACCACCAAGACUCGCUCAAUGGACACUGGGCCAUAUGCUGGGGCGCUAGAUCCGGCCAACUGAGUGCCGUGAAAAUGGCUGUCGCCCACGGAGCAGGUCCCCUUAGUCCAGUCAUUGAUCCUGGCUUUGACUUUGGAGAAACUCUCACCAGAGAGACUGCCUUAAGCAUUGCGAUCGAGAACAACAAGAUCGAUGUUGUACAAUACCUCCUUCAGGGCUGCCAUGCAGUGGACGGCUUGUGGGCGCAGAAAAGCUAUCUUCUUCACUCGGUCAAGUGUCCCAAGCUCAUGGAGGUCCUGCUCACUGGGGGGUUUUCCAGCGUCGUCAAUACUUUGGGAACGGCAGGUUGGGACGAUGACGUGACCCCGCUGGUUGCGGCUAUUGAAGGAAAUCACCCUGAAUGCGUAAUUCGCACACUGUUGAAGUUUGGGGCUAAGCCCAACUCGCAGAACGUAUCUUCUAUGCGCCCCCAUAUGUCUGCUUUCCACAUAUGCCUGAAGAGCGACCGACCUUCAGUGGCAAACAUACUGAUCGACCACAACGCCGAUGUCAACGAGGCAGAGGGACCGGAGCUCUGGUCGAAUACUCCUCUAGGUGCCGUACUACGACAGUGUCAACCAGGAGUGCCUUGCAACGAUGAACUAGUUGCCUCACUUUUACGCCAUGGAGCCGAUCCGAAUUCUUCCACACGAGGAGCCGGCGCUGGACCAAGGCCCAUCAUACUUGCUACCUCCCCGGACGUCCUACCUAAGACAUUCGAGCGUCUUAUCGCCAAAGGUGCUCGCGUGAAUAACGGGGUGAAAGUCCAACUGGAGGACGUUCUUCUGUCGACGAAGAGCGACAGGAUGUGGUGGGACUCUACGCCUCAGCGGCAGAUUGUGCGGAAUACUGAUAAGAAGCUUCAAGUGCUUCGUCAACUCGGUAACAGAACGAUACCAGAAGAGACUAUUUAGUUCAGUUUAGAUUCAUGUCACGACAAGCUGUAGGACUUUCACUAAUUAAGUCCAUGUACUUAAGGUCGUAGUUAAGAUACUUAGUGAUAUUACCUAGCCGAGAGGCUGGAAAUCUAAGGUCAAGUUCAUAAAUAUCCUGCCUGAGGAUACAAAUGUACUUAUGAGAG
Molecule: messenger RNA, 1611 nt
Organism: Colletotrichum phormii
Lineage: Eukaryota; Fungi; Ascomycota; Sordariomycetes; Glomerellales; Glomerellaceae
Product: ankyrin repeat-containing domain protein
Exons: 2
Coding region: 341-1444 (367 amino acids)
Biological process (GO): positive regulation of transcription by RNA polymerase II
Cellular component (GO): nucleus
Molecular function (GO): protein binding; transcription cis-regulatory region binding
Source: RefSeq, a predicted model, not a curated record